This is a messenger RNA of Cryptomeria japonica (Japanese cedar), 2563 nucleotides long. RefSeq names its product LRR receptor kinase BAK1. The transcript has 11 exons. The record is from RefSeq and is a predicted model, not a curated record. Gene Ontology annotation, biological process: protein phosphorylation. Bases 354 to 2252 code for a protein of 632 amino acids. Gene Ontology annotation, molecular function: protein kinase activity; protein binding; ATP binding. Lineage: Eukaryota; Viridiplantae; Streptophyta; Pinopsida; Cupressales; Cupressaceae.
CAAAUUAAAAAAUAAUAAAAUAAUUGGAUAACGAAAAUGUUAUCCGGCGCGCACAUUUUUACCGAAUCAGUCUCUGUGCCUUCCGCUUAGCAAAAUAUUUGUUUUUGUCGAGGGACGCAGGUCGCGGGUUCGAAUCCAUGUAGUAUCGGCUUUGCACUGGCAGCGCGGUUCCAAGGCUUUUCUGGUGGUAGCUUGCUAGGGUUUGAGUCUGUUCCCUCAUGCUGCGAUCUGGAGAACGAAUCCGUGCAGAUCCCUGGAAGAUUCAUGCUAUAUAAUGACUAUUAGGGUUUACAGCACAUAAGGAUAUCGUCAGCGAAACAAAUUAGAGAAAAUAUAUAAGCGCAGGAAGAGCCAUGCAGCAGCAGCAGCGGCGUGGAGACAUAUCGCUGUUGUUGUGGCUGCUGCUACUGCAUCACCCGCUUUGGCGAGUUAAAGCUAAUACAGAAGGCGAUGCUUUACAUAGCCUAAGGUCUAACUUAGAUGAUCCAAACAAUGUGCUGCAGAGUUGGGAUCCAACUCUUGUCAACCCAUGUACAUGGUUUCAUGUUACAUGUAAUAAUGAUAAUAGUGUGAUAAGAGUGGACUUAGGAAAUGCACAACUUUCUGGUACAUUGGUCCCUCAGCUUGGGCAGCUGCCUAAUCUGCAAUACUUGGAGCUUUAUAGCAACAAUAUAAGUGGAAUUAUCCCAAGUGAUUUAGGUAACUUGACCAACCUGGUUAGCUUGGAUUUGUACAUGAACAGAUUCACCAGUGUAAUACCAGAGUCACUGGGCAAAUUAACUAAGUUACGCUUCCUCCGGCUUAAUAAUAACAGCCUCUCAGGGGGGAUUCCUAUGGCAUUGACAACUGUAACUGCCCUACAAGUCCUUGAUCUUUCAUUCAAUAAUCUCUCAGGAGAGGUUCCAUCAAAUGGAUCAUUUUCUCUAUUUACUCCUAUCAGUUUUAAUGGAAAUCAGUUUCUUUGUGGUCCAGUCGCACAGAAGCCAUGCCCAGGACAACCUCCUUUCGCUCCUCCUCCUCCAUUUAUACCACCUCCGCCAGUUUCUGGAAGCAAUGGAAAGAUUCAGAGCUCAUCCAGCACAGGAGCCAUUGCUGGGGGAGUAGCUGCUGGCGCUGCUCUAUUAUUUGCUGCUCCUGCAAUUGGAUUUGCCUGGUGGCGUCGUCGAAAGCCACAGGAACACUUCUUUGAUGUACCUGCUGAGGAGGAUCCAGAGGUACACUUAGGGCAACUCAAAAGGUUUUCAUUGCGGGAACUCCAGGUUGCUACAGAUGGUUUUAGUAACAGAAAUAUACUUGGCAGAGGUGGUUUUGGAAAGGUAUAUAAAGGGCGCCUUGCAGAUGGAUCCUUGGUGGCUGUAAAACGUCUGAAAGAAGAGCGUACUCCAGGUGGAGAGUUGCAGUUUCAGACAGAAGUGGAGAUGAUUAGCAUGGCAGUACACAGGAAUCUCCUUCGGCUACGUGGCUUCUGCAUGACACCAACUGAACGGCUGCUUGUUUACCCCUUCAUGGCUAAUGGAAGUGUUGCUUCAUGUCUUAGAGAGAGGCAACCAAAUGAACCACCCCUGGAUUGGCCAACUCGCAAGCGCAUAGCAUUGGGCUCUGCAAGAGGUCUUUCUUACUUACAUGAUCACUGUGAUCCUAAGAUUAUUCACCGAGAUGUGAAGGCAGCAAAUAUUUUACUGGAUGAAGAAUUUGAGGCAGUGGUAGGAGAUUUUGGACUUGCAAAGCUUAUGGAUUACAAGGACACACACGUUACAACAGCUGUCCGUGGCACCAUUGGCCACAUCGCACCUGAGUACCUAUCCACAGGGAAGUCUUCAGAGAAGACGGAUGUCUUUGGAUAUGGAAUCAUGCUAUUGGAACUCAUCACAGGGCAGAGAGCAUUUGACCUUGCCCGAUUAGCAAAUGAUGAUGAUGUCAUGUUGCUAGACUGGGUCAAAGGCCUGUUAAGAGAGAGAAGACUUGAUAUGCUGGUUGAUCCUGAUCUCCAGAACAAUUAUGUUGAGGCAGAAGUGGAACAGCUUAUUCAAGUCGCACUACUUUGCACACAAGGGUCGCCAAUGGAUAGACCAAAGAUGUCUGAAGUGGUACGCAUGUUGGAAGGAGAUGGUUUAGCUGAGAGGUGGGAAGAGUGGCAAAAGGUGGAAGUUGUGCGUAGCCAAGAAGUAGAGCUUGUUCCUCAUAGAAAUUCAGAAUGGAUUGUAGACUCUACAGAUAAUCUUCAUGCAGUUGAAUUGUCUGGUCCAAGAUGAUAGAGUUGAUUGUUUGUUCAAUAUUUUUACAAAGCCUGAAUUUUAUUGUCUUAUUACAAUGUCAAUAUGUAUCAAGGUCAAAUCAGUGUAUCAUUUAAAAUUAUUAGCUGAUGUUUCAAUGUGCCAGUGUAGAGAAUAUUCAUUGAAGUCUUUAGAUGGCUAUAUUGGGUUUUGUCCCAUGAGAAUUACUGACAGACAGCAGUGAAGCCUGUAUGCUAGAAGAAUUUUUAUGGUGCGCACCCAUCCAUCCAAAAGUCUGGUCUCUGUAUUAUGAACAGCUUGCAUUAGGAAACAAAGGUUCAUUUCUACUA